This is a messenger RNA of Rosa rugosa (rugosa rose), 1463 nucleotides long. RefSeq lists its product as uncharacterized. The transcript is spliced from 11 exons. Bases 159 to 1397 code for a protein of 412 amino acids. Lineage: Eukaryota; Viridiplantae; Streptophyta; Magnoliopsida; Rosales; Rosaceae. The record is from RefSeq and is a predicted model, not a curated record.
GGGUUCACUUACCCUAUUGUCGGAAAUUAACAAUUUGGUGCUUUCUAGCUACACACCACCUCCUCCUGCCAACGAAUAUUCAUGACCACCAUCACAACCUCUGAAACAAACCGUACAUUUUUGAGUGAGGGAUUUGGUUCGUUAGUUCUUUUAGGGACAUGAAUUCAUCUUCUUCAUCAUCAUCUUGUACUUGCUGUUUUAGAACAAGAACUUGGGUGCGAAGCUUGGUUUUUCUCUUCAUCGUGCUGUGCCAUGGAGUAGAUGCGAGCAGUAUUAAGUCUAUGAAAGUGAGCGUUUCCAAGGUGGAAGACGCAGUUAAUUUCCAUAUAUAUUAUGGGCAGGCCUUCAAAGUCAUUAAGAAUGCCAUUGACGGCAAGAGCUACCUCCUCAUCCAGAACAACUCGAGAAUGGCAGCAAGGACAAAAUAUUGCACCUCAAGGAUCAAAUCGUUUGUCGUCCCCUUAUCAAAUUACUCAAUCGACGCCGAUUAUAAUUUUCCAGUUUCCUUUUUUGAGCUCCUAGGCGUACUACAGAGCUUAAAGGGCAUUACAUCAGGCUCCGUGGCUUCUCAAUGCGUAUUGAAAUUGUAUGAAGCUGGAGAAAUUAGUAUAAUCAACAAAAGUGAGACACAAGAGCUAGCACAAUAUGGAGCACAUUUCAUCACCAACACUGAUCAACCACAAUCUUGCAAUUUUGCCUCUUUUAUUCCUUAUGGAGAGGAUACUCCUUUGCAGAGAGCAGAAUGGAUCAAGUACUUGGGAGUGUUUGCAAAUGCUGAAACCAGGGCCAAUCAAGUAUACAAUGUUGUUAGAGAGAAUUAUCAAUGUUUGCUCAAUCUCUCAAAAAGCAGAACAUCGUUCAAACCAACUGUAGCAUGGAUGCAGUAUGAUAAUGGUAUAUGGUCUUUCACAACGGAAAUAUACAAGUUGAAGUAUGUGGAAGACGCAGGUGGUGAGAAUGUGGAUGCUUCUAUCAACAAAAUUACCUAUAACAUCUCUAAUCCGGAGGAUUUGGAUGAAUUGCAUGCCAUCCUUUGCACCGUGGAUGUGGCUAUUGACGAAACAUUUACUUCAGAUCCAACUGUUUACAAUACAUCAUCAUUUCUUCAAAACAUAAAAGUGGAAGAUCAUUCUUGUUUUGUUUUUCUCUCUAACCAAAGCUUAUGGAGAUACGAUAAAAGAAUUCAAAACUCAACUGCGCUUGACUGGUACAAUGGAGCAGUCUCCCAGCCACAGUUGGUUCUAGCAGAUUUUAUUGAAGUUUUAUUCCCUACUGGAAACUAUACAACAACAUAUUUCAGAAAUAUAGCCAAGGAUGAAGGAGUUGUGCAGAUUACUUCUGAAAUGUGUGAUAGGGAUGUCUCCUUAGCAAUGGAGCCAGCAAUAACAGUUUGUUGAUAACUUGAAAUCUUUGUGUUAAAAUUUUCUAAUGUUCCAAUGGCCCGGCAAAUUGUCCUUCUUUUA